GUGGCACUUAUUGAUGAUUGACGUAAUACAUAAUAGAAAAUAGAAAUGUUCGUAAUCAAAAAUCAGAUCGAACUUAUCUUUAGCAUAUCAAAUUCGUCGCGUUUAAUUUCCACCGCAACGCACAAUGGAUAACAAAGUCGAACCUUGUACGUACAACUAGUAAUAAAAUUGUACGAAAUGGAAAAAACAAGUAUCAAAUUUGGAGUUCGUCAUAUCCAAGCUUUAUUGUUGUUCUUUCUACUAACAUCGGCAUUUGCAACAAGGAUUAGUUUGUCAAUUGGAAUCGUUGCCAUGACUAAUUUGAAUUCUACAUUUUAUCCAACGUACAACUGGACCGACAAAAGUACCAUUUUAUCGUCGUUUUUCUGGGGAAACAUUUUAACACUUUUACCAGCUGGGCCCAUAACAACCAGGUUCGGACCAAAAGUACCGUUUUGUGUCGCAAUGGUAGUUUGUUCGUUAUUUACAAUUGCAAUACCUUUUAUGGCCCGAUUGGGAUCUUAUGGUGUUAUGAUAUGUAGAAUAGUACAAGGGGCGAGUCAAGGAUUUUUUAAUCCUGGAAUAUCAAACCUUUUGGGUAAAUGGAUAGUACCGUCGGAAAGGUCCAGGGUUGGAACCUUUGUAUUUGCCGGGGGUAAUUUGGGUACUGCCCUAUCGAUGCCCAUAACAGGGUGGCUUUGCAGCAGUCAAUUCGGAUGGCCUUCUGCCUUUUACUUCUUUGGCGGUUUGGGAUUGCUAUGGGUUGCCGUAUGGUUCUUCGUGGGGGCCAACAGUCCUUCGCAGUGUAAAUGGAUUUCGUUAGAAGAAUUGGAAUUUAUUGAAACAUCACUUCACAAACGUGAUAAUUCAGAAGUUACUCAUACCCCUUGGAAGUCAUUAUUAACAUCAGUACCCCUGUGGUCGCUUUUAAUUGUCCACAUGGCUCAAAAUUGGGGUUAUUAUACGCUGGUCACCGAAAUUCCCAUUUACAUUAACGCCCUGUUUGGUUUAGACGUUUCUUCGAACGGUAUGCUGUCAGCUCUUCCAUACGUAGUCAUGUGGAUAUCCACAUUUGUUUACAGUACUUUGGCUGAUUAUUUGAUAAAUAGUGGAACCUCAACAACUGGACAAGCAAGAAAAAUUCUAAACAGUAUAGGGUUGUAUGGUCCCGCUCUUGCACUUGUUUGUUUAUCGUUUUAUGGAAGUGCAUCUUUAAUUGUUACCAUGGUACUUCUGAUACUAGCAGUGGGUCUCAAUGCGGCCACAGUGAGUGGUUUUAAUGUGAAUCAUGUAGACUUAUCGCCCACGUAUGCUGGAACUCUUAUGGGGAUUACCGGGGGAUCUGCUGCUUCCAUGUCAAUUCUUGGUCCCCUUUUUGUUCAAUGGAUUGUUACCGACGAGAAAGAUUCUUAUCAGUGGAUGAUAAUCCUUUUAAUAUCAGCUGCUAUACAAACUGCAGGAAAUACAUUGUUUGUCGUAUAUGGAGCAGGAAAUAUUCAACCAUGGGACCCAAGUUAUGAUUUUCUAGAUCAAGUUGAAAAAAAUAAAGGUGCAACCAAUGUGAAUAUUCAUGACAACAGAAAGGUGUGAAUCAUAUUUUGGUGAUAAUAUAUUAAAAGAUCUGUAACAAUAUAAUAUUAAUUGGAUACCUUGUGAUAAUACAUAAUUAUAUUACAAUUAGAAUAUGCAAUUAAUUUAUGAAAUGUAACUAAAUAAACCAGGAAUGAAUUUGA
This is a messenger RNA of Agrilus planipennis (emerald ash borer), 1712 nucleotides long. RefSeq names its product putative inorganic phosphate cotransporter. Gene Ontology annotation, molecular function: transmembrane transporter activity. Gene Ontology annotation, biological process: transmembrane transport; monoatomic anion transport. Bases 178 to 1569 code for a protein of 463 amino acids. Gene Ontology annotation, cellular component: plasma membrane. The record is from RefSeq and is a predicted model, not a curated record. The transcript is spliced from 9 exons. Lineage: Eukaryota; Metazoa; Arthropoda; Insecta; Coleoptera; Buprestidae.